AUGGGCAAGCGUCCGUGCCCGCCCAAGGAGGCGACAUCCAGGGCUAAGGCCAAAGCCUCCCCGAAGGUGAGUGCACUGCCGGGGCCGCCGCAGCCGGCGGGCCUGAUGGAUGAUGGCGACGCCGCCAUCAAUGCCAAGUACCUGUCUGUGAUCGAUGAGCACGUCCAGCGGAUCCUCAGCCACCCUUUGUUCGAAGGUAUUCGGGCGUUCGACCCGCUGCAGAUGGGCGCCAACACUGACCGCCACAACGCCGUCGGGAUGCGCAAGCCCAUUGAGAUUGGUGACGUGGUCAAUGCCAUGACUGGGGGCUCAGGCUCUGGAGCGGUCUCUGGCGGAGGCAACAUCUUCUGGGUGAUGUUCAAUUUCCAAGCCAACCCUGGGGUCCCGAUCAGCCUCAAGAAAGUGACCGAGCUGAGCGAGUACCACUACGCUCUUGGCGAGCGCCCGGGGCCUCCGUGCCUGCCCAUUCACGCGUUCCUCUCUGCCAACAUCUCGGAGGAGACCCUCAAGGCCACGCUGGCUGCCGGGGAGCUGAAGCUGACCACGCCGCCGGAGUCCAUCCACGCGUGGGUGAUCGGCCUGGGGAACGCGAUUGCCAUGAAUCGGCCAGAGAAGGAUGAGUUGAAGCAGUGGUUGGAAUACGCGCUCUCCGCGGAGUUCACUUUCGCCAAGCUGGAGUCCAUGGACGAUGUCCAUUUCUCCGCCGUGCGCUCGCGUGAGAACUUGAGUGUCCACAAGCGGCUCAUGGGCCGCACCGCCCUCGGUCGCAUCCUCGAGGUGUCAAGCUUCAAGUCUCGGAAGGAGAAGCUCUCGGGGCCGAUGAGUUCCAAGGCAAUCGAGAUAGAGUACAAACAGCAUUGCAACAUCAAAGAUCCCGAGGAGCAGGUCGCGGCCAACUUUGUGGACAACGCCCUCUCCAUCGUCAAGCGCAUGCUCUCGAUCAGCGGAGUCAUGACCAUUCUGUCGGAAGCCGAGGACACCUGCGAGGCAACAGCCUUCGACAGCGUGAGCAAGCUGCACGCCAUCGUGUCGAAGGCGAAAACGCCAGCAAUGAUCAUUUGGACAGUUCGGAGCUUGUGGGACGAUCAUAAAUCCAAGACCCCUGUGAACAGAGUGGUUCCUGGAGUGCGCGACCUACUGGGCAAGACCACUGCUAAGGCAGAACCCAACGAGCGCGUCGGCAAGGUUGAGGUGUGCUGCUUCAAGCACACGGUGAAGACCUACCUCACUUCCACUUGGUUGGACAACUCGGACUUGCCAUCUCACGUCAAGGAAUCCUUUCGCACGUCCCUCUCUGAUCACGUCACGUACCGCGCCAGCAACGGGUUCCCCGAUGAGGAGGUGGACUUAUCUUGGAAAGCGUCCUUUUCAACUGCUGCUGAUUCUUUCUAUGGCAUCUUUGAGGCGCUCAUCUACAGCGACGCCUACGAUGAGGGGGUGAUCAAGCCUGUGAUUCGGGCCAAGAAGGCCGUGUCGGAUAUGUUGACCUCGCCAGGCCUUAAGGAGCUCAUGAACGAGGCGGCGGAGGAUCUCCAGAAUGAGGCCAAGGGUGAUGGCUGCGGGAACGGCGACGACGAGGACGGCGGCGAUCUUCUAGACAUGGGCGAGGCGGAUGAGGUCCAGCUUUCCAUAGCAAUGAGCCCAGGUGCGACGGCGAACGAGGCCACCAUUCAGACCCCUGUCAAAAAGCAGCCCAUCAAUCACCGCCUUCUGUUGAACCCUCACAUGGCGCCGGAGACCGUGGAGCUGCUGGAGCCUUGCGACUCCGAGACGCUGGACAGCGUCGAGAAGGCGACGUCCACCUUGAUGCGCACGCACUUGGCUUUCGUUGAGGACCAGCUCGAGGCGACUUUGGAGAAGGUCCGCGCUGCCGUGUACCAGCCUGUCGCGCGGCAGACUCGCCAGGACGUCCCUGGCAAUGUGCCAGGCUUCAGCACCCACGUCGGGGUGAUCUACAGCGUCUCCUGCAGCGGCGAGGCCAUCACCAGUCCGAAGACGCGCUGCGCCCCCUACCGCGACGCCCACUACAAGCGGCUCAUGCACAUUGCCCUGAAGGUCCGAGGCAAAGCUUGCGGUGCGGACUACCAGGGCAUCAACCCUGCGGACUACAUCAUCCUGUUCAACGGCAACAAGGACGGUCUUGAUAACACCAUGAUGUCAGCCUUCAGAUGCGAGGACGGGACCAGCACGCCGAGGAACAAGAUCUCCAAGAUGCUGCUCUUUGACGAGGAGACUGUCACAGCGCGGAUGGACCGCGUCAGGGGCACCAUCAACCAGACCGAGACCUUCAACAUCGUGGCUGCGGACCCCGUGGCGCUCGCAGUCAAGAAGAAGCUCCACUUCCCGGGGACUGCGCGCGGCAUGAUUCUCGGCCCAGUCGCGCUGCCGAAGUACGACGACGCGGGCAUCUUCAAGCUGACCCAGGCAGAGAAGAAGAUCUUGCACGACAAGCACCGUACUGCAGUGGGUGGCCCGACCGAUGAUGGGCCCGACCCCGUGCCUGGCAAGGAUGAGAGGAUUCCGGUGUUCUACAAGUCCAUCCCCCAGGACGCCGCCGAGGAGAUCGCGCAUUGCCUGGACUUGACCUCCAUGGUGGACCUCACGCCCAACCAGGGCGUCUUCGCCAUAGUUGCGAUAAUGCUGAAGCUCUUGUGGGUGGGAGUGACCUUCAAUAAGUUCCACGCGGAUCAGGUGAAAGACUUCCUGCUCGCAGAGAUCGUUCGGCAGUUCUUGGAUGAAAAGAGUUCCCUGUUCAGUCCUUUGCUUUCCGAGGCGGUGGCAAAUUGCGCCAAAGACACGACGCCGCAGGACCCUGGGAAACAGGACCCCAAGAGGCGCAAGAAGACGAGUCAGCAGCCAAAGCAGCCUAAGACUUUGCCGAAAGUGAGUCAAGAGGGCGCCGGUGAUAAGGAGGCGCUGCUUGCCAAGAUCAAGGCCCUCACAGGCAGCGGCCCGAGCGGGAGCAAGUGCGCCGCCGUCGACGAGAAGGGCAAGGGCACGGAUGAGCCGGAGGCGCGUGGCAAAGACAUCAUCCGCCUGGGCGGCGACUGCGAUGGCCUCUGCUCUCACGCGGUGGCGCUGGAGAUGAUCAUCGGCAAGGACAGGAUCAGCCACGAAUUCGCCAGCGAGAUUGACCAACAAACCCGCGCCGUCAUGCAGGCCAAUCACGGCAUCAAGAAGGUCUACCACUCAUGCAAGACGGCUGAUCGCACAGUCAGCCAGGUCCCCAAGGUGGACGUAUAUGCCGCGGGGCCCCCAUGUCAGCCCUUCGCGAUGGGUGGCAACCAGAGCGGGGAGGGUGACAGCCGGGGCCAGAUCAUCUUGGAAUGCGCCGUCUACAUCACCACUCAGAAGCCCGCCUGCUUCGUGAUCGAAGAAGCGCCCACUCUCAUGGGCAAACACAGGAAGACCCUGAACAAGUUCGUGGACCACAUCCGGCAGGGGGCCAUCUCCAAGAAUGGCGAGUCCCUCUACGAGGUGGAGUAUCGCAAGGUGAACUCGGAUGACCACGGGCUCCCGACCACUAGGGCUCGGACCUACAUCGUGGGAUGGUUGCGCAGCCGAUCGAAGGGCCAAUCGUUUGAAUGGCCCACCUCUUUACCACUGAAGCGCGUGAAGGACUUCAUCGACCCGACGCUGCCAGCCAACAUCCCUACCGACAUGACCUGCCUGAACAACCUCGCCCGCCUGCUUGGCGUUGUCAAGGGUGCGGGCUACGACCUUGCUAAGGACGACAUCAUCUUGGACGUGUACCAGUCCGAGAACUUCGGCGACAAUUGGCAAGUCGGCAAGUUCCCGACUCUGACGAGGACCAGGGCAGGUGCCGGCGGCUACUACCUGACCCGCCACUCCCGCAUGAUGGACACGACCGAGAUGUUGGCUAUCCAGGGCUUCCCAAAAAGCCGUCUGAACUGGAAAGGUCUGCUCACGGAGAAGGGCCGCAAGGUGACGGAUCGCCAGUUCAACCUAAUGAUCGGCAACACAAUGAGUGUGCCCGUAGUCGGCCGUCUGAUGCUCAAACUCCUCAUCCUCGUCGGCAAGCUCGACAAGAGCACGCCCGACCCGUGGUGCGACGCAGUGUAG
Messenger RNA from Prorocentrum cordatum, 4083 nucleotides. The record is from the annotation of a GenBank genome assembly. Lineage: Eukaryota; Dinophyceae; Prorocentrales; Prorocentraceae.